Molecule: messenger RNA, 1654 nt
Organism: Lolium rigidum
Lineage: Eukaryota; Viridiplantae; Streptophyta; Magnoliopsida; Poales; Poaceae
Product: coniferyl alcohol acyltransferase-like
Exons: 1
Coding region: 72-1496 (474 amino acids)
Molecular function (GO): acyltransferase activity, transferring groups other than amino-acyl groups
Source: RefSeq, a predicted model, not a curated record
UCGACUAGCUAGCUAGCAACCUUGAAAAUAUUUUGUUGCAUUGUUGCUAUAGCUAGACUCAACAUCUCAAUAUGGCGCCUGUAGACGCUGGUGCCGGCUCCGGCGACCUCGCCAUCGUUGUGUUGAGCCGCCGCCUUGUCCGCGCCUCCGACCCGUCCAUUCAGCCUGAGCAGCGCGUGGUCACCUUCUCCAACCUUGACCUUUACCCCGACAACGUGCAGGCCAGCAUGGUGUGCCUCUACCCCAAGCUUCCAAAGAAGGGCGACUUUGAGGCCAUCGUGGCCACCUUCGAGGCCGACCUGCCCUCUUUGCUUAACAAGUUCUACCCUCUUACUGGCCGCAUCGUAAUCAAUGCGAGCUCUGGCCUCCCCGAGCUGCACUGCGAGAACCAGGGGGCAGAGCUGGUCGUCGGAGAAGUGAAUGUCGCCUUAGGGAGCCUGGACUAUGGCAUCGCCGAGGAGUCCCUCAAGAAGAUGAUGCUGCCGUACCACGAAGGCGUCACCCUUUCGGUGCAGAUUUUGUCCUUCGCCUGCGGCGGCUUCUCCGUGGUGUGGGGCACGAACAACCUUGUAUGCGACGGCCCAGCCUCCGGCAUGUUCCUAAGCAUGUGGUCGGAGCUGGCGCGGACGGGGAGGAUGCCCGACACCCUUGCCGUCAACCACGACCGAUCGGUGUUCCGUCCCCGCGACCCGCCGGCAUACAGCGCCGGCCUCGACGGUAUGUUCGCCACGUACGACGACCGCCGGAUGGUGAACGCCCUGACAGCCGACGCCAGCUUCGUGGAGCGCAUCUACUACAUCGAGGCAAGCGACAUCACCAAGCUACGCGAAGAGGCGAGCACCAGCAGCAACCAGCGGGCGUCGCGCGUCCAGGCGGUGUCUGCGUACCUGUGGAAGGCCCUGGCCGCCGUCGUGGCCGCGUCGUCCCGCGUGCCGGAAGGGCGCUGCUGCAUGGGGUGGAUGGUGGACGCUCGGCGGCGGGUCAAGGCGCCCGCGCUCGUCCCCGCGCUGCGCAACUACUUCGGCAACGUCACGGCCUACGCCCUCGCUGACGCCGCCGUGGACGACAUCCUGCGGGAGCCGCUGGCGGAGGUGGCGGCGAGGGUGCGCGACACGAUCACGGCCAUAGACUACGACACGUAUCUCCAGGAGCUUGUGGACUGGGUGGAGGAGCACAAACCGGAGCACGUCAUGGAGAAGGGCGUCCUUGGGCUCGGCACCCCCACGGUGAAUCAGACGGUGUUCGCCUCGUUCCCGUUCGACACCGACUUUGGCUUCGGCGAGGCGACGCUCGCCCUGCCCAUGUGCGAAUAUGGGAGGCUCUGCUCGGGGUACCUCUCCGUUGGAGCGCGGCCAGGAGGCGACGGCUCCUGGCUUCUCAGCGCAUACAUAUGGCCACGGCUCGCGGCGGCGCUCGACUCUGACGGCAUCUUCAAGCCUCUCACGGCGGAGUAUCUCGGCCUUUCAAGGCACCACAAGUCCAAAUCUCGUCUUUGAAACGCUUCUUCCAUCUACACCGACUACUGCUUAAAAGUAUGAUUUUUAGAAUUUUUUGAAACUUAAAAGUAUGAUUUUUGAUUUUUUCAAAAUAAAGAGCUACAUGUAGCCCGGUCUCCAUUUGUCCGUUCUCUAUACCCAAGCUACUAUGUACUACU